Molecule: messenger RNA, 204 nt
Organism: Peronospora matthiolae
Lineage: Eukaryota; Oomycota; Peronosporomycetes; Peronosporales; Peronosporaceae
Source: the annotation of a GenBank genome assembly
AUGAGUUGUCCGACUCCAAAUGCCCACGCCACUUCACCAGAUACUAUUGUCGGACAUGACGACGACGUCGUUUCAGGGAUCUCUCCACAUGGAACUGGCGGAGUCCUUGCUCAUCGAGCCGCGUUGGUGGAGGCCGGUGUAUUGAAGAAGGAGCAUGAGAAGGUACUUCUUGUGCUGAGUGGUCUCCCUGAGACAUGGUUUUAG